Messenger RNA from Elaeis guineensis (African oil palm), 1280 nucleotides. RefSeq lists its product as uncharacterized. The record is from RefSeq and is a predicted model, not a curated record. NCBI's taxonomy places the organism in Eukaryota, Viridiplantae, Streptophyta, Magnoliopsida, Arecales, Arecaceae.
GGGCGGCCAGGUAAGACGACAAAAAUCGAUCAUAUCGAGGAAGUAACGGAGGAGAAAGAAGAAGACGAGAGAAAAAACAAUUACUCCCGCCAGCAGGCGGAGUUUCGACCAAAUUUUCAGUAUUUUUUUCCUCCUUUCUUUUGAUUAUUGAGGCCUCUUCUUUCCGUAAGGUUAGGGCAUCAUGGCGGAGUUGGCGGCGGAGGUCGCGGCGGCGGGAUCGGGGCCCUCCGUUGGCCCUGCCGGCUGGCCGGAGCAGGUGCGGGUGCGGCGGCGGACCCUGGAGGCGGUGCUGGAGCAGUGCCGACGAGCCCUCGAGCUGCUUCAGGACGCCAACGUCGAUCGAGAUCCCGCCCGGGAUGCGGCGGCGGAAGAGGAGGACGAGGAGAAGCGUGAAGAGGAGGGUUGCACGCCGCGCUCGCCUUCUGCCGCUGAUCAGGAGAUCGAUGAGCUGUGUGAUCUUCUCAAGUCUAAGGUUGAAUCAUCUGACUUUCUUGAAAAGCUUGGAAGCAACCACAAGUCAGUUUCUCACAGUAUUUCUGUAGUAGAUGAGAAUGCAUCUUGGGAUAUGGUUAGCACCACGGAUUUGUGGGAAGAUAAGCAAGGGGAUAAUGAAUCAGAUCCAGAUGGUUAUGUUCUUGUCAGGCAAGAGGACAUAGUGGAGGGGAUUGCUUGCUUCAUGGCUGCAUACCUGUUAUCAAUGAAACAAACUAAAGAAUUAACUCCCAAUGAACUUCAAGAAGCCCUCAGCAAAACAUUUGCUGUGAAAAAGAAGAAAAGUAGACUUCGAAAGGCAUGGGACGGAAGCAAAGUUAUUUAUAAUGUGGCUUCUUGGAGUGCAACUGCUAUAGGCAUAUACCAAAAUCCAGCAAUACUUAAAGCAGCCUCUGCAGCCUUUUGGUCAUCCUGCCGUGUAAUAUCAAAGUUAAUGUGACUUUGCUGUAAUGACCUGGGGAAGAUGUGAAGCCUGAGGGAUUUGGCAUCCAGUGCCUUGCACCUGCAGUGUUCCAGAAGAGAAGCUGUUUCAAGAACCUUCAUAUAGCUCUACAAUUGACACUUGUUAUUCAUUUGGAAAACUCUGAUGCUCCAAACUUUCAUAGAACUCCCGCAGCUGCCAAAAGUGUAAAAUGUUCCACCAUGUGUUUCUAGAUGAUUGAUUGUCCUUUCACAACCUCUUGUAUGUAUCUCUCUCAACUAGUCGUGAUAUUUGUGAAAUCAACUGUAUAUAUUUCAUUCUUUGGGUACUUAAUACUUCUUUAUCUAAAUCAUACGGGUUGAAUUCA